Alexandromys fortis (reed vole) is the source of this 945-nucleotide messenger RNA. Its product is annotated as olfactory receptor 143-like. The transcript has a single exon. Lineage: Eukaryota; Metazoa; Chordata; Mammalia; Rodentia; Cricetidae. Gene Ontology annotation, molecular function: G protein-coupled receptor activity; odorant binding; olfactory receptor activity. Gene Ontology annotation, cellular component: membrane. Gene Ontology annotation, biological process: sensory perception of smell; G protein-coupled receptor signaling pathway. The record is from RefSeq and is a predicted model, not a curated record.
AUGACAUAAAUGGCUAUGGAGAAUGACUCAACAGUGACUGAAUUCAUUCUCACAGGACUGACAGACCAACCUGAGCUCCAGCUAUCUCUCUUCAUCCUGUUUCUGGUGAACUAUGUCAUCACAAUUUUGGGAAACUUGAGUUUAAUGAGUCUCAUUUUCCUGAAUUCAAACCUGCAGACUCCCAUGUACUUUUUUCUAUUUAAAUUGUCCUUAAUUGACUUAUGUUACACCUUUGUCUUUACUCCCAAAACACUAAUGAGUUUUGUUUCAGAGAAAAACACCAUCUCCUUUAGAGGAUGUAUGACUCAGCUGUUUUUCUUCUGCUUUUUUGCCAACUCUGAGUGCUAUGUGUUGACAGCCAUGGCCUAUGAUCGUUAUGUAGCCAUCUGUCAACCACUUUUGUACAUGAUCAUCAUGUCUCAUAGGAUAUGUUCCCUGAUGAUGCUUGGAUCAUACUUGAUGGGGUUUGCUGGUGCCAUUGUCCACACAGGAUUUAUGAUCAGGCUACACUUUUGUAAUUCUAACAUCAUCAACCAUUACCUGUGUGAUAUCUUCCCCCUUCUGCAACUCUCCUGUAGUAGCACAUAUGCCAAUGAGCUUGUGAGUUCUGUUGUUGUCAGCACAGUAGUCAUUGCAUCUAGUGUUGUCAUUUUAAUGUCCUAUGCUCUGAUUCUUUUUAAUAUCACUCAGUUGUCAUCAGGUAAGGGUUUGUAUAAAGCCAUGAGCACCUGUAGUUCUCACAUAAUCACUGUGGCCUUAUUCUAUGGAUUUGGUAUGCUAACACAUAUCAAAACAUCAUCUGAUAAGUCUGAAGAUCAGGGGAAAAUUCUCAGUGUAUUUUGUACAUUUUUGCUGCCAUUAUUGAACCCAUUUAUAUACAGUCUCAGGAAUAAGGAUGUGAAGCUUGCUCUAAAGAGAACUCUGAGGAGAUUCACAGUGAGUUAA